Messenger RNA from Acaulospora colombiana, 1332 nucleotides. The record is from the annotation of a GenBank genome assembly. NCBI's taxonomy places the organism in Eukaryota, Fungi, Glomeromycota, Glomeromycetes, Diversisporales, Acaulosporaceae.
AUGUCAGCCGAUGGCAAAACCAAACCUCUGGUUCAAUGGGCUCUCAUGAUUGAUGCCGGCUCUACGGGAUCGAGGGUACACGUUUACAAAUUCAACAACUGCCAAAAGUCGCCCACUUUCGAAUACGAAGUGUUCAAGCAGACCCGUCCUGGUCUUUCGAAAUUCGCCAAAGAUCCUGAAAGCGCAGCAAAGAGUCUGGAUUCGUUGAUGCAAGAGGCCGAACGUGUGGUCCCACAAAAUUUAUGGAAGUGCAGUCCAGUCGCCGUCAAAGCUACAGCAGGUCUCAGACUUUUAGGACACUCUGAAAGUGAGGCAAUCUUGGAGGCAGUAAGACAUCGACUCGAAACCAAGUAUCACUUUGCGGUCGUUCAGAAAGAUGGCGUCGUGAUCAUGGAUGGAAAGGACGAGGGCGUGUACGCGUGGAUCACUGCCAAUUACCUGUUGGAUACAUUGCCUUUACAACCUCCAAAGACGGCCGCUGAUCGCCUAUCCAAUGUCCCAUAUGCGGUUUUGGAUCUUGGAGGAGCUUCAACCCAGAUUGUCUUCAAGCCAUCGUUUGACAUAGACGGUGAUGGAAUCGACGACACUCAAGGUUUAGAAGAGGGAGAACACAAAUACGACCUCCACUUUGCCGGCCAGACCCAUGAACUCUACCAGCACUCCUACCUGGGUUAUGGUCUGAUGAGAGCUCGCGCCAGCGUCCAUCGAUUGGUGGAAUUCAUGGCAUCAUAUUCUACAACCAAGAGCCCUGCGCACAACAAAGGCCUUGGAAUGACAAGAACCAUUGAAGUUGAUAUUGGGAGAGACGGAAAUAGUAUUAUGAAGAAUGUGACGAUGCAUGGUGGUGAUAUCGGCAGUUGGUCGGCUUGCAACAGGGUCUUGGAGUUGGUCCUCGCGAAAGACGCGGUAUGCCACUUGAAGCCUUGUUCCUUCAAUGGAGUUUAUCAGCCAUCGUUACUCGACUCCUUCCCAACCGGACCAAUCUUGUUGCUCUCAUACUUUUAUGAUCGACUAGCACCUCUGCUCACUCCUAUUCCCAAAGCUUUACCGGGCAAAAAGGCCGUUGAUCCGACUGAGGAGCUCAGCUUCCCGAUAUCCAUGAUCAAGGACAUUGCCCGUGCGGUUUGCGAAGGCGAGACGACGUGGGCACGCCACCAGUUCCCUUUUGCCUCUCCAGACCGAGAUGCACCUACCAAAUGGGGAGAGUCUGAAGAGUUGAUGGAGGAGCUCAAGGGACGACCAGAAUACUGCUUGGACCUGUCAUUCAUGUACGCGCUGUUGAGACUGGGGUACGAGUUUGGAGAAAAGAGACAUGUCAGAAUCGGCAAGCAG